Fusarium coffeatum is the source of this 1119-nucleotide messenger RNA. RefSeq lists its product as uncharacterized. Bases 1 to 1119 code for a protein of 372 amino acids. Gene Ontology annotation, molecular function: 4-hydroxy-tetrahydrodipicolinate synthase activity. Lineage: Eukaryota; Fungi; Ascomycota; Sordariomycetes; Hypocreales; Nectriaceae. The record is from RefSeq and is a predicted model, not a curated record. The transcript has a single exon.
AUGCCUCCUCAUAGUGAUGCUCCCUCAUCAGCGAGGUCGUCUUUCGACAAUCACUUAUACAAUCACAACCAAUGGCACUCAAGUACUAUGAAUAGCAACUUCACAUCAGCCAAUGCCUCAUCACCCGCCACCAGCGCUUCCACAGAAGAUGAUAUCCAGACCUCACGUCCUCUUAUUCCUGGCGUCUACGUCCCAACAAUGUGUUUCUUCGACUCGGAAACAGAAGACGUCGACACCGCUACAAUUGCCGCCCAUGCUGUGAGACUUGCUCAGGCUGGUGUAACGGGAAUUGCUACGCAGGGAUCUAAUGGAGAGGCUGUUCACCUCAGUCAUUCGGAGCGGCAGCUGGUCACCGCCACUACAAGAGCCGCCCUGAAUGACGGCGGCUUCUCGCAUGUGCCCAUCAUCGUGGGAUGCGGUAGCCAGAGCACGCGCGAGACCGUCGAAUAUUGCCGUGAGGCUUGGGAAGCUGGCGGUGACUAUGCGCUGGUCCUACCUCCGUCCUACUAUGCCACGUUAUUUGGCCCGGCAUCAGCAACCAUCCUGGAGUAUUUCACAAGAGUCGCAGACAAGUCUCCUAUCCCCAUAAUCAUAUACAACUUUCCUGGCGCUGUGGAUGGCAUGGACAUGUCCUCAGAUACUAUCAUCACUCUCGCACAGCAUCCUAAUAUUGUAGGCGUCAAGUUAACGUGCGGCAACACGGGCAAGCUCAACAGAGUAGCCGCAGCAACUCGCAAAGUCUCAAAGCAUAACCCAACCCAGCCCGAGUUUCUCGUCUUGGCAGGCUCAGCUGAUUUCCUCAUUCCUUCUCUGGCUGGCGGAGGUCACGGUAUCUUAGCAGGCUUGGCCAACAUUGCUCCGAGGGCAUGCAUCAAGACUAUGGAACUUUACUUGGAAGGACAUGUUUCCGAAGCACAAAAGAUGCAGGAAGUUGUCUCACAGGGCGACUGGACGGCGAUUCAGGGCGGUGUGGUCGGUGUAAAGGCCGGACUACAGGCGUGGAUGGGUUACGGAGGCUUUGCACGAAGUCCACUGCCAAGACCGGACACAGAGCAGGCGAGGCGGUGGAAAGAAGGGUUUAGAGACCUUGUGAUGCUGGAGCAAUCGCUCUCCUUGUAA